AUGAACGUCAGUCAUAAUGUUCGUGGAAAACCUGUAUACGACAACAUAUUGGAGGUUAUCGGGCACACGCCUCUGGUGAAAUUAAAUCGUAUACCAAAAGACCAUGGAUUAAAAUGUCAAAUGUAUGCAAAAUGCGAAUUCACCAACCCAGGUGGUUCAAUAAAGGACCGCAUUGCACAUACGAUGAUCCAAGAAAAAGAAUACGAAGGGGCCAUCAAACCUGGCGUGACCAGAUUCGUUGAACCCACUUCUGGGAAUACUGGCAUUGGAGUUUCUCUCGCAGCUGCAGUUAAAGGAUACAAAUGUACCAUUGUUACCCCCGACAAAAACUCCGAUGAGAAGAUGAGCACGAUGAACUUGCUCGGGGCUGAGAUCAUCCAAACUCCAUCCAAUAUCCACUACCAGGAUCCCGGUAGCUUCGUAUCGGUCACCAGGCAGAUACUGGAAGAAGACCCCAAUGCUAUUUCUUUGGAUCAGUAUUCAAACCCAUACAAUCCUAUGACACACCACGAGCACACUGCAUUAGAAAUACUCGAUGCUCUCGAAUCUGUGGACAUGUUUGUGAUGGGCACCGGUACUGGAGGAACGGUCACAGGCUGUGCCAAGAAACUCAAGGACAAGUGUCCUAACUGCAUCGUUGUCACUGUCGACCCGCAAGGCUCUAUCAUAUUCGACGAAGGCCCGCAAUUUUCUUAUUUCGUAGAAGGAAUCGGCGGAGACUUUGUCCCAGAUGUUUUGGAUAAAAAUGUUAUUAACAGAGUUAUCAAACCAGAUGAUAUUCACUCAUUUAAUAUGUCCAGGGAACUUAUUCGAAAGGAAGGAUUACUUUGCGGGGGUAGUAGUGGAGCUAUAACAUAUGCAGCCAUUCAGGCAGCUAAGGAUUUGAAUCUCGGACCUGACAAGAUAGUGGUGGUCAUCCUUCCUGAUGGCAUUCGCAACUACAUGACCAAAUUCGUCAACGAUCAAUGGAUGGAGGCACAUCUCUUUAAGCCAGUUCCAAAAAGGGACUUCCCAUGGUGGACAAGGUGUAUUUCGAAUCUAAAUAUCAUCCGCACUGUGCCUAUGAUUCCUGAGAACAGCACGUGCCUGGAGGCCAUCGCUGCUAUGGACACUAAACAUAACGUAGCAUUCAUCGUCAACGACGAUGGAUUGCUCAAGGGUGUUGUUUCAAAGGACAGUUUAAGAGCUGCAGCCACAAAUCCUAAAUGUAACAUUCCACUCGAUAUCCAUGACAAGGCAAUCAAACAUGUUCUGAAGAAACAUCACAAGAUUAUAGAAAAUAAGGAAAACCCGACUGUAGGGUUAGCAGCGAGAAUACUAGACAUAGCACCAUUUGUUGCAGUCGUAGAAGAAUACAAGAAUGGCAACAAUAACAGUCCAGGUUUAAUACCAAAAGGAAUAAUCACCUCCGAGGUAGUGCUGGACUUCAUCUUGAAACAUCAGACCAAUAUUUGA
Messenger RNA from Spodoptera littoralis (African cotton leafworm), 1455 nucleotides. The record is from the annotation of a GenBank genome assembly. Lineage: Eukaryota; Metazoa; Arthropoda; Insecta; Lepidoptera; Noctuidae.